Aethina tumida (small hive beetle) is the source of this 1569-nucleotide messenger RNA. RefSeq names its product forkhead box protein D3-like. The coding region runs from base 271 to 1242 and encodes 323 amino acids. The record is from RefSeq and is a predicted model, not a curated record. Lineage: Eukaryota; Metazoa; Arthropoda; Insecta; Coleoptera; Nitidulidae. The transcript has a single exon. Gene Ontology annotation, molecular function: RNA polymerase II cis-regulatory region sequence-specific DNA binding; DNA-binding transcription factor activity, RNA polymerase II-specific. Gene Ontology annotation, biological process: anatomical structure morphogenesis; regulation of transcription by RNA polymerase II; cell differentiation.
CGGUGCCAGUGCUAGCCAGCUACCAUUGAAGGCUCUGUGAAUGCACCAAACACAAGACUAAGUCCAUGUAUUACGUGUAAGGGUCCUUAUCUACAAAUCUAAGUGAUUCCACGAUAAGGACUAGUUUAAAAAAUAUCGUGAGUGACUGUCUCCCACUUUACUUUCACACAUGCAGUGCUACAGAUAAAAAUAUUUACGAGUGAUUGUGCGUAUUUGAAUCAGUGGCGUAAAAAACUUUUGUAGCGUGGGUUGAGACACGAGAACAAUCAAAUGCUUAUGAUGGACAAUGACGUUCGUCACAAGAUGACAAAUAACAUCGACUUGCAACAGACGGAAAUGCUACUCGAACAGAGAUACCCGGUGCCCGACAGUCCGUUGGAUUUGAGAGGAUCCGGCGAAUCGCAGGAAGUAAAAUCGGACAGUUUCCCUAAAGAGAAAUCAUCAAAGAAACCCGGACACCAGCUAAUCAAACCACCAUACUCCUACAUUGCUCUGAUCACCAUGGCCAUACUCCAAUCACCCUCGAAGAAGCUGACGCUGAGCGGGAUCUGCGAAUUUAUCAUGAGCAGGUUUCAGUACUACAGAGAGAAGUUUCCCGCCUGGCAAAAUUCCAUCAGACACAACCUGUCGCUGAACGACUGCUUCAUCAAGAUUCCCAGGGAACCGGGAAAUCCCGGCAAAGGUAACUACUGGACGCUCGAUCCUUUAGCCGAGGACAUGUUCGACAACGGCAGUUUUCUGCGAAGGCGAAAACGAUACAAAAGACCAUCUCCCAAUUUACUGAUGAGAGAUCAUCACGCUUCCGCGAUGGUGGCCUCGUUCUUGAAUCAGGAGAACUACUCGCACGGUCUGUUCAGCCAUCCCAGCCUGCACAACCCCUACAGUUACAUACCGACGAUCCCGGCGAACAUUUCAAAUCUACCGUUGCUCGGUCCCAUGGACUUGUCCAGACUCAGCCUCGGCAACUUGGGCAUCAUACCGCAACCGACCAUUUGCAAGCCAGUUCCUGUUCAACCGCCGAGCGUGACAUCAAUUUCCGAUACCGAAGAUUAUUUGGUGACGGAGAUCGCCAAGAAGGGGAAGAACGGUUUUUCGAUAGACUCGAUAAUCGGCAACGAAAAGUCGCUGUCGAAAUCCGACGGGGCUGUUAAGCUUUUGCCGGAAAGUUCGGACAUGCCCGUGCCAAGAAUACACAGUUCGGCUUUUUCACCGCUGUCAUCCAGUGAUGAUUGGACGAGGUGAAAUUUUCCCAACUAUUAAAACUACGUUUGGUUUAACAAUUAAGAAAAAGGUAUAUUCUCAACAAAGGUAUCUCAUUAUUUUCUCGUAUAAGACCAAAGACAAGCAAAAAUGUAAUGUGAUUUUAUUGUUGCAAUAUUUAUUAGUAGAUUUUAGAUUUUGUAGGUGAUGUAAAUGGUAGUAGUAGACGAGUACUUGGUAUUACUACUAUAUACAAUGUAUAGAUUGUAGAUUUUAAUAUGUAAAACUUAGUUUCAUAAGUUUUAAGUCACUUUUAGGUGUAUCUGUGUACAUAAUUCAGAAUAGUGAAAUUGUACAGUAAUGUAUUUA